GGCUCUUCCGGCCGCGCCGCGGCCGCGCCGAUGGCGGUGAAUUACGCGGCCGGGCUGUCCCCGUACUCGGACAAGGGCAAGUGCGGCCUCCCCGAGAUUUUUGACCCUCCGGAGGAGCUGGAGCGGAAGGUGCAGGAGCUGGCAGAGCUGAUCCGCAGCUCCUCCCAUGUGGUGUUCCACACGGGGGCAGGGAUCAGCACGGCCUCGGGCAUCCCUGACUUCAGGGGCCCCAAUGGUGUCUGGACUAUGGAAGAGAAAGGGCUCUCCCCAAAAUUCGACACCACCUUCGAGAAUGCCAGGCCCUCCAAGACUCACAUGGCGCUGCUGGGGCUGCAGAGGGUGGGGAUCCUGAAAUUCCUGGUCAGCCAGAACGUGGACGGCCUGCACGUGCGCUCAGGAUUCCCAAGGGACAAGUUGGCCGAGCUCCACGGGAACAUGUUUGUGGAAGAGUGUGUGAAAUGUGGGAAGCAGUACGUGCGCGACGCCGUCGUGGGCAGCAUGGGGCUCAAGCCCACGGGACGCCUCUGCAGCGUCACCAAGGCCCGGGGGCUGCGGGCCUGCAGAGGGAAGUUACGAGACACUAUUCUGGAUUGGGAAGAUUCCCUGCCCGACCGUGACCUGACGCUGGCAGAUGAAGCCUGCAGGAAAGCCGAUCUCUCUGUCACCCUGGGGACCUCUCUGCAGAUCAAACCCAGCGGGAACCUCCCGUUGAUCACCAAGAAGAGAGGAGGGAAGUUGGUCAUUGUCAACCUCCAGGCAACCAAACACGACCGCCAGGCCGACCUGCGCAUCCACGGCUACGUGGAUGAGGUGAUGACCAAGCUGAUGAAGCACCUGGGGCUGGAGGUGCCCGAGUGGACGGGGCCGGUGGUGGUGGAGAGCGCCGAGCUGGCCAAGGGCGAGCAGGAGCAGCUGCAGGGGCGGCUGAAGGAGGAGCCCCUGGGCCAGCACAACGGCACCGCAGCGCCCCCGCAGCGGCUCAAGCAGGAGUGUCCCAGCCCGGACACGGGGCCAACGCCAGUGAAGAAGAUGAAGGUGGAGCCUCUCCUCACCUGACCUGGACUGUCCUUGUCUCACCUGGGCUGCUUUUCCUACUACCGACUUUUUUUUAUACCCUUAAAUAUUGUCCCUUUUUUUAUGUCAGUAUUAAACAUACUUGAAUUGUG
Messenger RNA from Camarhynchus parvulus, 1166 nucleotides. RefSeq names its product sirtuin 6 (gene SIRT6). The record is from RefSeq and is a predicted model, not a curated record. NCBI's taxonomy places the organism in Eukaryota, Metazoa, Chordata, Aves, Passeriformes, Thraupidae. The transcript is spliced from 8 exons. Bases 31 to 1056 code for a protein of 341 amino acids. Gene Ontology annotation, molecular function: NAD+ binding.